AUGAAUUGGACGUUGGAUUACUUGACGGAGAAGAUCCCGUUCGAGUGGGUGGACUACUAUCCGAACAACAUGAAUGAUGUCAGCAGCAAGCCCUAUUUGUUCAAGUUUGUCCAAGCUGUGCGGGAGUUCCAGAACCCGAAGGAGCUCAAAACUGGGAAACCAAAGUAUAUGCAAAUCCGGCUUGGACUGAGAGGUUGGAAGCGGCUGAAGAAAGAUUUCGUUCCGAAGCCGCUGCCAGAUGUGUUUUGGGAUGAUGAUGGGUGGAUCGAGUCGUGCAUGCGCAAGGACAGCAAGGUCGACCAGCCUGCAAUCAACAAUUUCUUUGUUACCAACCAGUGGAAAUUCUUGCUCAUUGGUGAGGAAGGCACGACAAUGUUCUUUCACAAAGAUGGCACAGCAGCCUCCAGUUGGCAAGUCCAGCUUGUUGGGAAGAAGAGGUGGACCUUGUGCCCAAACUCUGAGUCACACCUCCUCCACACAGAGCUUGACACGUACAAGCCUGACUAUGCAAAGUUUCCGCGGUUUGCGAAGGCCCGUUGCGGGCAGGUCACCGUGUCUCCAGGGGAGCUUCUGUACUAUCCAGCGUAUUGGUGGCAUCACACACUUCAGUUGGAGAGCCCCAGCAUUUCGUACACUGGGGCACUGGUUGGUGUUGAAGCUGACCGACCCGAUCUUGGGGCUGACAGGAAACCACAUAUGAGAUUCUACGCGGAUCUGCAGGAAAAAUGUUCCAGAUGUUGGAAGAAAGGCGUUGAGCAAAGGCAGUGUGAUGACAUAUCGCUCAAGUGGGCCGGGGCAGCCCCCCCACCACUUCGAGCCGUUUGCGAUGAGUACCUUCCAAAGUGUUUAGAUCUUUGGUCUUCGCAUGCGAAAGAGUUGCAUGGCCGUCAGGCAGAUGAGCUCUGA
This is a messenger RNA of Symbiodinium natans, 906 nucleotides long. Lineage: Eukaryota; Dinophyceae; Suessiales; Symbiodiniaceae. The record is from the annotation of a GenBank genome assembly.